GUGGAAGUAAGAAAAUUGGGAGUGGUAAUAGAAAUAAGAAUAGCAAAUUCGUUGGUUCACAAAAACCCUAAAACGGUGGAGAGUGGGGUUUACCCUAAUCCGUAAUCAGAUUCAGACCAAAGGCAUUGACUCUUCUUCUCUGAGGCUGAGCACAGAUAGUGUUUUGGGAAUGGAGGUUGAGGUUCCAAUUCUCAGCGUCUUCGACGUACCCUCUCUUCUCCAGGCUCUUGCCGCUGACACUCUUCUUGCCGCCGCCCAAUCUUUCGCCUUGAUUGGGUAUCUGCUGACUAAUGUCACUAAUUCCGAGUGUCCAAAUUUGAUCUCAAUGGAUGGAAGGUUUCCUUUAGAGGACCUAUGUGGUAGGAAACAUGCUUAUCUAGAAAACAAGAGUGAAACAGAGGAUGAUGAAGAUGGAGAUGAUGAUGAAGAUGGACAUGACGAGGAUGAUGAUGGAGAAGAGGAAGAAUACUCAGGUGAUGAAGGUGAGGAGGAAGGGGAUCCUGAAGAUGAUGCUGAGGCUAAUGGUGCCGGAGGAAGUGAUGACGGGGAUGAAGAUGACGAUGAUGAUGAUGGUGACGAGGAAGAUGAUGAAGAAGGGGUAGAUGAAGAGGAUGAUGAGGAAGAAGAUGAAGAGGAGGAGACUCCACAGCCACCAUCUAAGAAGAGAAAGUGAGAAUUAUAUUCGCAGGAAAUUGUUUCCAGCGAAUGCAUUUAAGUGGAGCUUAGUGAUUAGGACAGAUAAAUUAGCAAUCUUCUUGAGUAGACCUAUCUUGCUUUAUUUAUAUGUCACCGAUGAUAAUUAUUAUAUUGAUAUUUCUCAUUGUUUCUA
This is a messenger RNA of Abrus precatorius (Indian licorice), 829 nucleotides long. RefSeq names its product nucleolin-like. The transcript is spliced from 3 exons. The coding region runs from base 170 to 673 and encodes 167 amino acids. NCBI's taxonomy places the organism in Eukaryota, Viridiplantae, Streptophyta, Magnoliopsida, Fabales, Fabaceae. The record is from RefSeq and is a predicted model, not a curated record.